Molecule: messenger RNA, 588 nt
Organism: Rotaria sp. Silwood1
Lineage: Eukaryota; Metazoa; Rotifera; Eurotatoria; Philodinida; Philodinidae
Source: the annotation of a GenBank genome assembly
AUGGAUUCAGAUUCUGACGAAACCUUAUCCGAUGAAAAUGAAAGUUCAAUUAGUUUUGAUGAACUUGAAAGUAGUGGUUCCGAAGAUAAUGUUUCAUUAAUCGAAGAACUCAACCAAAGUUCAAUGGAUGAUUGGGAAUGGAAAGUUGACAACUCAAGUUUUUCUACUUCUUUCAAUUAUUUUGAUGGACAUGCAUUAGGAAACAAUAUAAUUCGACCAAUAGAUUCAUUUUUCAAGUUUUUAUCCCAAGAUUUGAUCAAAUUAAUUACUAAUCAAACCAACAUUUAUGGCAAACAACGUUGUGUUCAAAAAGGUGAAGAUGCAACAAGUUGGAAAGAAGUUGAUGAAAAUCUAAUACAUGCAUUUCUCGCUACUGGUACAAUUCGUUCCGAUAGAAAACAUUUUCCAACUGAAUUGAAGAAAGGAGAAAAACUUGAGAGAGGCGAUUAUCGAUAUCUAACAUCCAAUGGAGUUUCUGUAAUAAAAUGGAUGGACAAGAAAGAAGUUCUUAUUGCAUCAAACUACUUUGAUCGUGCAGUUGAGGGUGAAGUUAGUCGACGAGAUAAAGAUGGAACAUGUCGUUGGUAA